This is a messenger RNA of Alligator sinensis (Chinese alligator), 4572 nucleotides long. It is a transcript of the gene UBA7, whose product is annotated as ubiquitin like modifier activating enzyme 7. Gene Ontology annotation, molecular function: ubiquitin activating enzyme activity. The coding region runs from base 235 to 3318 and encodes 1027 amino acids. The record is from RefSeq and is a predicted model, not a curated record. Gene Ontology annotation, cellular component: cytoplasm; nucleus. Gene Ontology annotation, biological process: protein ubiquitination; DNA damage response; ubiquitin-dependent protein catabolic process. The transcript has 25 exons. NCBI's taxonomy places the organism in Eukaryota, Metazoa, Chordata, Crocodylia, Alligatoridae.
CGGGGGGGACUCCCGCAGCCGCGCCCCUUUGCAAGAAGCGCUCCCGAGGCUGCUCUUUUACUUUCCUUUCUCCGCAGCACGGUCCGGCCUGUGCCACCUGCGCCGAGUGGGUCCACACUGCGGUGUUAGCCUGUAAGGUGCCAGACCUCUUUGCUCCGCAGCGCUGAGCGGUACUGAAUUAGACCCUUUCCUGAGUCUGAAGGGGCAGGAUUAUACCCUCAGAACAGGAGCAGCAUGCAGGCCCAGGAGCGCCCAGCUGAGAUUGAUGAGAGCCUCUACUCAAGGCAGCUGUAUGUGCUGGGCCACGAGGCCAUGCGUAGGUUGGCCAGCACCUCUGUGUUGGUGUCAGGAAUGAAGGGGCUGGGUGUGGAGAUUGCCAAGAACGUUAUCCUGGCUGGCGUUAAAUCUGUCACUGUGCACGACCCAGGUGAUGCCCAGUGGAGCGACCUCUCUUCACAGUUCUUCUUGUCAGAGAAUGACGUGGGUCACAACCGAGCCAUAGCUUCCCAGAAGUGCCUCGCAGAGCUCAACAGCUACGUGGUUGUGACAGCCUAUACUGGGGCCCUGUCUGAGAGCUUCCUGGAGGCCUUCCAGGUUGUGGUACUGACCAACUCCUCCCUGGAGGAGCAGCUCUAUAUCAGUGACUUCUGCCAUGCCAGGAACAUCUGCUUCAUCGUUGCUGACACAAAGGGGCUGGCUGGGCAGCUCUUCUGUGACUUUGGGCAACAUUUUGUUGUCCAUGACCCCACGGAGGUUGAGCCCAUUUGUGCCUACAUCCAGCACAUCUCACAGGACAACCCCGGAGUCUUAACCUGUGUAGACAAAGAAGGCCAUAGCCAUGACUUUGUGAGUGGCGACUUUGUGACGUUCUCAGGUGUGGAGGGCAUGACCGAGUUGAAUGCCUGUGAGCCUCGUGCUGUCCGUGUGCUGGACGAGUACAUGCUGGAGAUCGGUGACACAAGCUCUUUCUCUCCAUACCAGCGUGGGGGCCUUGUCACUCAGGUGAAGGUGCCCCAGGAGCACUCCUAUGAGCCUCUGAGAGCAGCCCUGGCCAACCUGAAGAUCAAAGAUGCAGACCCUGAGAAGCAACAGCGCUACCAUAGCCUGCACCUGGCCUUCCAGGCACUGCAUGUCUUCUGCAAGGAGCAGAGUCGACUUCCCCAGCCAAGAGUGCAGGUGGAUGCUGAGCAGUUACUGAAGCUGGCUCAAGACCUGAAUGUGCAGCAGGAGCCACUGGAAGAGGAUCUGGUGCGGGCAUUUGCCAGCAUGAGUGCUGGAGAGCUGAGCCCCAUUGCUGCCCUUUUUGGGGGCCUGGCUGCCCAGGAAGUGCUGAAGGCUGCCUCAGGGAAGUUCCUGCCACUGGCACAAUGGCUGUACUUUGAUGCCCUGGAAUGCCUGCCCAAGGAUGGAGCUGCAUCACUGACUGAGGAAUCCUGUGCUCCACGUGGCUGCCGCUAUGAUGGACAAAUUGCUGUGUUUGGGGCCAAUUUCCAGGAGAGGCUGGGCCAGCAGAAGUACUUUGUGGUGGGGUCUGGUGCCAUUGGCUGUGAGCUGCUGAAGAACUUUGCAAUGAUGGGGCUGGCUGCUGGCAAAGGUGGAAGCAUCACAGUGACCGACAUGGACACCAUUGAGCGCUCCAACCUCAACCGGCAGUUUCUCUUCCGGCCAUGGGAUGUAUCUAAGCUGAAAUCAGAGGUGGCAGCAGAGGCAGUGAGGCGCAUGAACCCGCACAUCAAUAUAGUGGCCCACGACAACCAGGUGGGGCCCACCACAGAGCUGCAAUAUGGCGAGGACUUUUUCCAGCCUCUUGAUGGCGUGGCAAGUGCCCUGGACAGCAUGAGAGCUCGGACAUAUGUGGACAGCCAGUGCAUCCGUUACCUGAAGCCACUGCUUGACUCAGGCACCCAGGGCACCAAGGGACAUGUGCAGGUCAUUGUGCCCCACCUAACAGAACCAUUUGGCAAUCACAGUGACCCGUUGGAGAAGGCCAUUCCUGUCUGCACCUUGCGUCACUUCCCCAGUUCCAUCGAGCACACGCUGCAGUGGGCCCGUGAUGAGUUUGAGGGGCUCUUCAGGCUGCCUGCUGAGAAUGUCAACAGAUACCUGCAGGACUCAACUUUCCUGGACGGGCAGCAGCCAAGUAUGGAGGCACUAGAGGUCCUGGAGCUGGUGCGCAGUAGCCUGCUGGAGAAACCACAAUCCUGGCAGGACUGUGUGUACUGGGCCCGGCAGCGCUGGGAGAGCCUUUACCACAACAGCAUCCAGCAGUUGCUGCACAGUUUCCCCCCUGACCAUGUGACCAGCUUGGGGAUCCCCUUCUGGUCAGGGAUCAGGAAAUGUCCCCGGCCCCUGGAGUUUGACUGCAACAAUGAUACCCACAUGCAGUACAUCAUGGCUGCCGCCAGCCUGUUUGCUCAGAUGCACAAGCUACAGAUGUCUGGGGACACAGCAGCCAUCCAGGAGACCCUACAUUCUACGACCUUGCUGCCCUUCAAGCCACAGGCUGGGGUGAAGAUCCCAGUCACAGAUGAGGAGUUGCAAGAGACAUCGACUGCAGCUGAUGAGGGUCGUUUGGCAAAGCUGAGUCAGGAGCUUGCAGAGCUCCGCCAUGAGCUGGUGAGGAAGAAUCUCUGCAGCGCCUACCUUAUGGAACCAAUUCACUUUGAGAAGGAUGAUGAUAGCAACUGCCACAUUGAUUUUAUCACGGUCGCAUCCAACCUACGAGCUGAGAACUAUGGCAUUCCGCCUGCUGACAAGUGCAAGAGCAAGCGGAUUGCUGGCCGGAUCGUGCCUGCCAUUGCCACCACAACAGCAGCGGUGGCUGGCCUGGCAUGCCUAGAGCUCUUCAAGUUGGUAUGGGGGCACCAGCACCUCAGCGCCUACUGUAACAGCUUCCUGCAGCUCUCAGAGCCCCGGCUUACCCGUUUCCAGCCUCUGCCAGCCUCCACUUGCAAGUAUGGCCAGAAGAUGUGGAGCUGCUGGGACCGGUUCAGGGUGCAAGGGAUCAGAGAUGAUGGAAAGGAGAUGACACUGCAGGAGCUUCUGGACCAUCUCAAGGUGAAGAAGCCUGCUCCUGCCCUGCCGACCGUUCAUAGUUUGGCGGUGAGCAUGCUGCUUCAUGAGCAGGCCACCCUCUACCACAGUCUCUGGAGCAAGCAGAAACAAGAGGAGCGACUCAUCCAGAGACUGACCCAGCUUGUAAGAGGUGAUGCCAAUAAUGCAGUACAGCAGCUGCCUCCUGUCCUGGUGCUGCAGGUCAUCUGUGAAGAUGAGGAUGAUGACACCACCUUACCCCCCAUCCACCUCCGGCUCCACUGAAUUCAGUAACUGAAGUCUGCCUCAUGUAGGUACAGUGCACUUCCCCUUCAACUCCUAUGUUAGCUGGGAGCCAAAUGGACAGGGAACACAAGGCAGCCUCUCUUCUGUAUCUAUGCGGCUUUUCAUGGCUGGGCUUGAUAGGGCACUUCUGCAUAGAUAAUAAAGCACUGAUGCCACCCUCAUCAAGAUAAAUGCUUAAUAAAACCUGUGAUGAUUGCUGCAGUUGGGAGCCUGCCCAUGUCAGAACUCAGACUCUGCUGAGUCCAUGAGGCCCUUUGUGCAGCUCAGCAGCAUGCCUUGAAUUGUCUGUGCCCUCUGAUUGCCCUGUCCAAUCCUUUCCAAAAGGGCAGGGCCUACUCUGGGCACUGAUGGCUGACCCUGUCUAACUGUGGUGCAGAGUAGAAGGGGCAGGCAGGGAAAAAGUGUAGAAUCUCAGUAUAAGGGGAAGGGAACCUCCAAAAGUUUGCCCUACACAAGCAGUCUUGGCCAGGGGGGCUGGGUGUAGCCAAAAUAUAGCUGCUGAAGAGCUCUGGCAGGGUCACAAACCUACAGCCAGUGGCAUUUCAUAGGACAGGGUCCACUCCCAUAAUGAACUGCUCUGAGCAAGCAAAUUGUUUCACAUGUGUAUAUGUGCAUCAUUAAAUGGGUACAUGUAUGUAGGAACAUGUGUGCACACGCAAAUGUCUGUGGGAGUGUAUGUAUAUACACAAUGUAAGUGCAAAGUGAUGCAUCAGGUCUAGGGGGAGGGGUGUGGAGGCAUUCUUAGUAGGUGCAUGUAUAUCUGUAUGGGCUGUGUGUCUGCGUGCACAUGUUCAGCAGUAGUGUAACUGAGGAGGGGCAACAGGGAAGUAGCCACCUCUGUCAGGAGGUGCAGAAAAUAGCCAUGACAGCAGUGGCAGUUGAUCAUGCCACUACAUUCAGCAGGGGUGUCAGCAAGCACCACAGCAGUCUGCACUGCCUCAUGAGGAACGGACUAGCCAACUACACUUCUAACACUCAGACAUGCAGAUGAUGUUAUGGCGAAUGUGUGUGCAUAUGGGAAUAAUGCUGUUUCAGAAAGGCUGUGUGUAUGGGGGGCGGGGGUGUAUACAUAUUUUGUAUGUGUGCAAAUCAUGCCUAUGGGGCAGCAUGUGCUUCUGGGCACCUCCCACUACACAGCAUGUGCAGCAGCAGUAUAAAUUAAGCUCAGCACAAACUGUCGCAGUGUCGAUGGGAGGAAGCUGGUCCCAUGCCUGCAGGCGAAUUUGGCACCAA